Molecule: messenger RNA, 2508 nt
Organism: Amoebophrya sp. A120
Lineage: Eukaryota; Dinophyceae; Syndiniales; Amoebophryaceae
Source: the annotation of a GenBank genome assembly
AUGGAUACGUCUCGUCGUGGAUUGCCCUGUUGGGCGAUUGCCGUGCUGGUCGCGGUAGGGGGAGCUGUCCAAAGCGAGGGAGUGACAUGGCGGAGGAGCUGCGGAGAGACGAGGGAGGAACUGCGUCCGCAGGAGCGGGAGGAACUGCGUCCGCAGGUAUCCUGUGCAAAAGUACUAUCCGAUACUCGUAGAAAUGCAUUACAAAUUUCCUCAGCGUGAGAAAUGAAAUUUGUAAUGCCGAUUCACCUUAAGGAAAAGCAAAAGAUGUGCAAUGCAUGAUUACAAUACGAGUACGAUGCUUUUGCAUUGCAUAGCAGGGGGGAUGGACCGAUGUCGACGACGUCUUCCGCUGCAGUGCGGAGUAUGAAAUGCAGAAAUGUCUCCGUCUGGAAGAUUGCUAGGCUUGUGAUGCACGUUCUGCAUGAGCCAUGAUCGAUCUGUGAUGCAUGCCCUAGCAUCACAGAUUAGAUUUUUUGAGAGCAUCUUGAUGCGCCAGCCUAUUCCGCAUGACACAUGCACUCUCCGCGUAGCAAAAUUCACACUCCCUUUGCUGCCCAUGCAGUACUACAGAUUUCGUUGGAAAAAUCCAAAUGCAGCGUCACAAGUUGCAUUCCCAUUCUCCCAGACCCAGAUAUAUUUGCAGUCGAUACGCAGGACUACGAAGCGAUGGCGCAAACCUGGGUUCCAGGCCUCCAGGCAGAACCUGCUGCUGGCUCAAGAACAGUUGGAGGCCUGUUGUCUACUUCCGCGAAUUAUAUUGAUAGAGCGGUGCGUCCGGUGCACAUUUUCUUCGAAACGUUUGGAAAAACCACCCUGACAGGCGCAUAUAACUUGAUGAAGCAGCUGGCAAAAACGCCGCACGUUAAAGUCACCUUUGUUGGCCCGGUGGGAAAGUUGAUACAGAAAAAGGAUCCGGCGACCGGCGAGCGGGUGAUUGUGUAUGCGGAUCAGCUGCUACCUGUAUUAAAUGUAAAUAUCGAUCUGGGUCUAGAAGAAUGCCAGGUUUGUCAUGCAUAUUUUGCAUAUACCCGUGAUGCCUGCAAUGCAGGACCUAGCAUCACAGAUUCUUAAAGGGCCUUCUUAUGCGUGGUCCGCAUGAGAAAUGCCCACUCCGCGUAGCACAAACUGAACUACUCUUGCUGGUCAUGCAAUACAGAUGUUUUUCGCUUCCGAAGACAGCAUCACAAGCUGCAACCUUCCAGACAUCCAGGGAUUUUUGCAUUUGAUAACCCGCGGCGAGCAACGACGUGAAAGGAGAUCUAUCCUGAGUAAAAACGUACCCGCACCAGAGUUGUAAGGCAGAUUUGCAAAGACAGGAAGUCUUGUAAUGCGCAUCCCCAUGAGAGCCAUUUCCAAUCGUGUCUUGGAAUUUGUGAUGCUGUGAACAGGAUGAGCAGAUGAAUCUGUGAUGCGGCUGCACUUGCUAACCUGCACUACACUGCAUAGUGCAACUUGUCACGCGUGACUCACAAAACUCCUAGGCUUGUGUUGCAAAAUCCUCAUCCUGACUCUGGUGUGGGUACGCUUUUACUCAGGAUAAGAUCUUCCAGAUCCCGCCCUUGAGGGAGACAAGACCUAUAUGAAUUGUGAAAGUGUCUGGGUCUGCAAACUUGUGAAUGUGAUGCUAAAAUGUGCAACCAAGAUGAAAACAGUUCCGAAUGGAAUGUAGCAUGACAACUUUCCAGCACGCUUUCUCAUAGGCAAUCCGCAUGAGAGACUCACUGCGUGUUUGCAGGUACAAAAGAGGCUGCGCCUCUUGGUGGUUGUGCAAUACAGAUUUCCUAGGUAUAAUGAAAAGCUAGCACUACAAGUUCCAACCUUUCAGACCCAGACAUAUUUUUUGCAAUCGAUAACCUAUCUUGCGAAACAACUGAGAAAGUACGAUCGGCUGCAGCACAACGGGACGGUCUGGACGGAGAGGAAGUCGGAGAAUGUUACUGUUCUUUGGGACUUUGCUGUCUCCGAAAGCGAGAUGAAGAGCCUCGGCGCGGCCGGAGUGGAGUUCGUGCCCUGCCGCCCCCGAAGAUACUUUUGGAGUGUGAAAAGCAACACCGCGGUGCGACAGAUGUUGCCGCGUUUGUUUUUGACGGACGGGGGGGAAAAUCCGGAGGGCUCUACUUGGGUUAUCAAAUGCAAAUAUGUCUGGGUCUGGAAGAUUGCCAGGUUUGUCAUGCAUAUGUUACAUGACCCAUGACGAUGAAGAUGAUGCUUCUAAUGCAUGACCUAGCAUCGCAGAUUUUCAUUUUUAGAGGGCUUCCUGAUGCUUAUUCCGCGCAAACUGGACCCCUCUUGUUGGUCAUGUAAUGCAGAUUUUUUUAGAAUGCAGCAACAGCAUCACAAGUUCCAACCGGCCUCCAGACCCAGACACUUUUGCAUUUGAUAUCAGUUUUCCGCGAACAAGACAACCGAGACUGGCCGCGCCAGUUUUAUGCAUUGCAAACAUGUCUGGGUCUGGAAGAUGUCAUGCUGCUUCUGCAUGACACAGAAGGUCUGGCAUGGAAGCCCUAG